AUGUCUGAGCAUAUACCGAAGAGAAGAAAAUAUAUUGAUUCAUGGUUUUCGAGAAGAAAUGAAUCAUCUAGUCCUAAUGUCAUCUCUGAGCCUUCUGUAUGCAAUCCACAAAUUGAUGAUCCACUCCAACCUUCCAUUCCUGAGCCAGUACAACAAGAUAAUAAUGAGUCAUUACCACAAGAUAAUAUCAAUGAUCUCCAACGUGAUCCUGGAUUACGUUGUCCUAUUUGGAAACAGCCAAUAAAUAUGAGAGAUGAUAUUCGAAAAGCCUAUAGUUUGUUAGGUCCAUUUCAACCCGAAUUAUCAUUUCCAUAUAGCGAACAAGGGGGUCAACAACGUAAGUUUCCGAGUAGUUGGUUCAAGGAUAACCCAUGGCUUGAGUAUUCAAUUACUCAUGAUAAAGCUUAUUGCUUCCCAUGUUUUCUUUUUGAAACCGAAGAGAAUACACAUAAGGCUUUCACGGUUGAUGGGUUUAGAAAUUGGAAGAGGGUUUGCCCAAGUGAUAAUGUGUUGUUGAGGCAUGUUGGAGGAGUUAAUUCUGCACAUAAUGCUGCAAUGCAAAAAUGGGACUCGUUAAGAAACCCCGCUAAGGGGAUUGAAGCAGUUUUGCAUUCAAGGUCAUUGAAGGAUGUGGAAGACAACCGAUUGAGGCUUAAGGCUGCAAUAGAGGGUGUUAGAUUGUUAGCCAAUCAAGGAGUUCCUUUUAGAGGUCAUGAUGAAUCCGAAAGUUCCUUGAAUCAAGGAUAUUUUAAGGAAGUUCAAAAAGCCUUUAGAAGAAUGACUCCUGAGCUUGAUAGAGUUGUGUUAAAUGCUCCGGCAAAUGCUAAGUACACAAGUCCAAAAAUUCAAAAGCAACUCCUAAAUAUUCUUGGUAAUAAAGUGAGGACCAAGAUACGAGUGGAGAUUGGGCAUUCACCAUAUUGUAUUCUUGUUGAUGAAGCAUUAGACAAUUCUGGUAAGGAGCAGAUGGCAAUUAUUCUCAGAUUUGUUGAUUCUCAAGGCUUGAUUCGAGAACGAUUUUUUAAGAUUCUAAGUGUUCCUAACACUACAUCACAGACUCUUAAAAAUGAGAUCUCGAAAGUUCUCACUAUGUACAAUCUUCAAGUGAGAAACAUGAGAGGCCAAGGGUAUGAUGGAGCUAGUAAUAUGAGAGGCAUUUAUAAUGGGUUGCAGGCAUUAUUUCUUGAAGAGUGUCCUUAUGCAUACUUUGUGCAUUGUUAUGCUCACCGUUUGCAAUUGACAUUGAAUGCUACCGCUCAAGGAGUUCAUGAGAUCUGGCAAUUCUUUCAAACCUUGAGUCUUAUUGUGAAUUUUGUUGAUUCUUCUGCUAAGCGGCAUUCUUUAUUGAGAGAAGUGAGAAAAGAAGAAAUUACAAAUCUUGUAGCUUGUGGGGAACUUCAGACAGGCAGUGGUCUAAACCAAAUUUGUACUUUACAGCGAGCUUGUGUUACACAGUGGAGCUCACAUUUCCGUUCUAUUAAGAGUUUGGUUGAAUUGUUUAGUUCAACAAAGAAAACUCUUAAUGAUAUGAUUGAUCAAAGGGUGGAAGGACAAGCUGAAGCUAUUCUUAAAGCUUUGAGAUCUUUUGAGUUUGUGUUCUGCUUGCUUCUAAUGAACAAAGUCAUGAAAGUUACUGAUUUUCUUUGUCAGACGUUGCAGCGGAAAGCUCUCGACUUUGUGCAAGCAAUGAACUUUGUUAGACUUACAAAGACACUUCUUCAAGAGAUGAGAGAAGAAGGUUGGGAUGAUUUGGUAAAGGAUGUUGAAUCUUUUUGUGAAAAAUAUGACCUUGAUAUGAGUGCACGUUACAAAUCCGGAACAGGUCGUGAUUGCCAACAACAGAAUUUCAUAUCAAUUGAGCAUCACUACCGUAUAGAUUUGUUCAAUGGUUUGAUUGAUUAUCAGUUGAGUGAGUUGAACAAAAGAUACUCAGAACAAGCAUUAGAACUCCUUAUACUUGGUUCAACCUUGGAUCCUCGUGAUGAUUUCAAAAGCUUCAAAACUAAAGAUGUUUGCAAUCUUGCAAAGAAGUUUUACCCUGCUGAUUUUGAUGAUGGUGAAAUGUGCACUUUGGAAUUGGAGUGUGCAUAUUAUGAGAAGGAUAUGCGUAGUGAUCCAAAAUUCAAGAAAUUAGAAUCCAUUGCAGAAUUGUGCCACACCUUGGUGCAAACAAGGAAGUCUGAAUUUUUCCCUAUGCUUCAUAGAUUGAUUAGUCUUGUUUUGACUAUUCCUGUGUCUACAACAACCACUGAAAGGGCAUUCUCAGCUAUGAAUAUUGUUAAGAAUAGACUAAGAAACAAGAUGGAAGAUGAGUAUCUUGGUGAUUGUUUGGUACUUCAUAUUGAGAAAGAGUAUGCUGAGGCUAUUAACAAUGAGGAGAUCAUACAUGAGUUUAAAGCUUUAUGGAACCGUAGAGUUAAAUUUAGCUAG
Argentina anserina (silverweed cinquefoil) is the source of this 2430-nucleotide messenger RNA. RefSeq lists its product as uncharacterized. The coding region runs from base 1 to 2430 and encodes 809 amino acids. The transcript has a single exon. Gene Ontology annotation, molecular function: protein dimerization activity. The record is from RefSeq and is a predicted model, not a curated record. Lineage: Eukaryota; Viridiplantae; Streptophyta; Magnoliopsida; Rosales; Rosaceae.